Molecule: messenger RNA, 1685 nt
Organism: Hyla sarda
Lineage: Eukaryota; Metazoa; Chordata; Amphibia; Anura; Hylidae
Product: transcription factor HES-5-like
Exons: 3
Coding region: 235-678 (147 amino acids)
Biological process (GO): regulation of transcription by RNA polymerase II; regulation of neurogenesis; anterior/posterior pattern specification
Cellular component (GO): nucleus
Molecular function (GO): DNA-binding transcription factor activity, RNA polymerase II-specific; protein dimerization activity; RNA polymerase II cis-regulatory region sequence-specific DNA binding
Source: RefSeq, a predicted model, not a curated record
UCUUGUCGUCUCUUUCCCACACUCCCCCCAGCAGCCUCUAUUAUCUCCUGGAUUGGAGGCUCCAGAUGGACACACGUCCAUUGUCCGCGCUGCGCUGGGAUUGGCUGCUGAGUGUGGGAACCUGCGCCGGCUCUGAUCCUCACACAUUAUUAUGCAGGGAGAGCGGUAUAUAAGGGGCCGUCUGCUCCCAGGCUGCAGACCCCUCACCUCCUAUCUAUAGAGAGGACCCUCCUGAUGGCUCCUUACAGCGCAGCUACUGACCCCCUCCUCCCGCAGCCCAGAAAGCUGAGGAAACCGGUGAUAGAGAAGAUGAGGAGAGAUCGUAUCAACAGCAGCAUCGAGCAGCUGCGCCUCCUCCUGGAGAAGGAGAUCCAGAGACAUCAGCUCCCCUCCAAACCGGAGAAAGCCGAUAUCCUGGAGAUGACCGUCACCUGCCUGCAGAGACACAUGGCCCAGAGAGAUGUCCAGGCCCAGAGAGAAGGCUUCUCCACCUGCCUCCAGGACUCCAUCACCUUCCUGUCCCAGCACAGACAGAGCCAGCUCCAGAUCCAGCUGCUGCAGAACCUCCCUGGGGCUCACACUGGGGCGCUAUCUCCUCCUGUAUCCCCCUGUAUCUACCAGACCCCCAACAAACACAGCCCCCCAGACAGCAGCCAAGCCUUGUGGAGACCCUGGUAGUGAGCGGACCCUCUUAUGUGGAGACCCUGGUAGUGAGCGGACCCUCUUAUGUGGAGACCCUGGUAGUGAGCGGACCCUCUUAUGUGGAGACCCUGGUAGUGAGUGGACCCUCUUAUGUGGGGUGUGGGCUGAGAGCUGUGACCCCCCAGUAUACCCCAGAGCUGGAGUUGGGGGGUCUUCUGCCCCCGCUAAUGUCUCCUCAUGUGAUGGGGGGGGGGGGGAUGAUGGAUUAUUAGUCCAUCAGAUGAUCUGCGGCUCCUGUGUGGACUCGGCUCUAUGUUAUUAGAGGAGUAGUUGUCUCCUAUGGAGAAUCCGUCCUGUAUGGACACAUUGUAUGGAUCUUCCCAGUGAUACAAUGUAUCCGAUCAGAUGUAGCGUGUACUGGCUCUAUAUACAGAGCGGAGGAUUGUAUGUAGAUAUCAGAGCUCCAGUGCAGAGCAUUGCAGAACAAUGGAGGUGAGACCUCCGGCCUGAUAUAUACAGUAGAUAUUAUGUAUCAUUCAGUGUAUAUAGCACUAUGUGUAUUCUAUCUCUAUACAGAGGGGGGUGUUGUGAUAUCCCAUGAUAUGAUGGAUAUAGGAUUGUGUGGUCACAUAUUGGCCUUAGUUGUAUCACAGGUUAUAUGUGAACGCUCCGCUGUCAUGUAUGUUACAUGAAGAUUUCUACUUUGUUACAUCCUUUAUUGGGUGUUUGUGAUAUUUGCCGUCGUCUCAUAUACAAUGUAUAAUAAUGUAUAUACAACGUGUGUUAAUAAGUGCAAGACUGAGCUCAGAUACAUAUCAUUACUUCCCAACCUGUAUCUCUCCAGCAGUGUCCAAAACUACAACCCUCAUCCUGCUCCUAUAGCCUUUAGCUGACAUAACAUGAUGGGAGUUGUAGUUUUGCGAAAGCCAAAAAGCCACAGGUUGGGGAACAACGUUAUAUAGAAUGUUGUGCAAGAUUUGCAGCCAGCAGAAUUAUUGUUGUAUUCUGUAGUGCAGUGUUUCCCAACUAGUGUACCUCCAGCU